AUGGUUGUGAGUGGGUUUGAUGACAUCGCGCAGGCCUGGAUUGCUGAUCACGCCGUUAGUGUGAUACACCGAGCAGAUUAUCAUACGGUCCUCCUGAACGAAGCAUUGCGGCUAGGAGCUGAUCUUCGGAAGAACUCAGAAGUGGUGGAUGGCGAUUUCUCACCUCCAAAACCUUACGUGUUGCUGCAGACUGGUGAAAAGGUUGAGGGAGACGUCGUUGUUGGCCUAUGGUCGUUCAUUCGCGAUAUGGUACUGGAGAAACCUUCUCCGCCGGAACCAACAGGUGACUUAGCAUAUCGUGGCACCUUUACUCGAGCACAGCUUGAAGCAUUUAACGACCCAGACAUCAACGAAUUGAUCAACUCAAGAUGCACUUACAACUGGAUGGGCCACAAUAAACACACUGUCUUUUACCCCGUCAAGGACGCAACUGCUUUCAACCUGGUUCUUAUUCGCCCAGAUGACCUCCCACCAGAUUCAAGGACGUCUGCAGGUGAUAUCGGAGAGAUGCGAAUGACUUAUGAAGGCUGGGAUCCUGUAGUGCAGAAGAUUAUAUCAUGCCACAAUAGCGUCUUGAAAUGGAAGCUGUGUCAUCACGAGGAACUUAGAACUUGGGUCUCGGGUAAUGCUAUCACUAUAGGCGACGCGUCUCAUCCCAGCUUGCCAUAUCAAGCGCAAGGAGCCGCCAUGGCGGUCGAAGAUGGCUGUGUGCUUGGGACUCUACUCGGGCGCUUACAAAGCUCGGAUCUAAUACCCGAGGAGGGUAAGCGAGAAAAGAUACAUUCCAUCCUGGAACUGUGCGAAGGUCUGCGUAAGAAGAGAACAACGCUUCAAGUGAGAGGUGCUAUCGCAAAUCGCUAUAUGUUCCACCUGCCCGACGGUCCUGAGCAAGAACAACGCGACAGAGAUUUAGCAGAGGUUGACUGGAUCAAACCGUGCCGGUGGCAAUGGGCCGAUUUCGGAUACCAGAAGAAAAUGCUGGGGUUUGAAAUGGUGCAAGACACGAACAACGCGUUCGAAGUGUGGAUUGAAGACGUGCGCAAUGGUGAUGCUUAG
Exophiala xenobiotica is the source of this 1056-nucleotide messenger RNA. RefSeq lists its product as uncharacterized. Lineage: Eukaryota; Fungi; Ascomycota; Eurotiomycetes; Chaetothyriales; Herpotrichiellaceae. Gene Ontology annotation, biological process: secondary metabolite biosynthetic process. The transcript has 5 exons. The record is from RefSeq and is a predicted model, not a curated record. The coding region runs from base 1 to 1056 and encodes 351 amino acids. Gene Ontology annotation, molecular function: monooxygenase activity.